Molecule: messenger RNA, 795 nt
Organism: Adineta ricciae
Lineage: Eukaryota; Metazoa; Rotifera; Eurotatoria; Adinetida; Adinetidae
Source: the annotation of a GenBank genome assembly
AUGAACGGUCUAGAAUCACUGACACCUUCUAACUGUAAGACGAAUACAUUCACCAAGAAUGAGUCCGCCGUGUGUACGUUUCAAAUAUGGAUUCAAUCGAAGAAAUAUACUCUCAGUCAACCAUCAUCAACAGUACCAAUUUGGGAAAAUAAAGCAUCUUUAAGUCUUAGUACAGUAGAUACAUCGCCAUCUACUUUGAAAGACGAGCGAAUUGAGUUAAAAAUAUCCGCAUUAAAACAUACCGAUAGAGUCAUCAAUGCAACGACAGUGAAUUUUGAUUACAGUCGCGUUAUUUCGCAACUUGCUGCUAAUGAAAGUGUCACAAUAGAUAAUCCAAUACCAUAUGAUAGUUACAUAAAAAAUGCGGGAUCAACAUUUGUGGUGCCGUUUUGCAUGCCAUGUCAUACAUCUAGUAAUAGUUCUGAACCGAUAACAACAUGCAUAAAAGCGGAAGCCCGAACCUGUGGAAUUUAUAAAUGUGGAGCGUGUUAUUGGGCCAAACCAAUAGAGGAGCACGUAUUGGCCGCGUUUGAACAUCAAAAAAUCUUCUGGAUAAACACUCGAAAUAUUACCUUUAGCUUUUGGUAUACUUGUACGUUACCAUACUGCAAUACAGAAAAAAAACAAGACGAAAUUAAAUCGUUGUAUGAACUUAAUUUCGAUAUGAACAAAUUUGCUGGAGAGGUUGUUAUUUCUACUACCGAACUGCCUUCUAGCACCGCCAAUAAUUCAUUGUGCAGUAACAUCGGAGUAAUCGUCAUUCUUCUGUUCUGUCUCUUAUUUGGUUGUGUCUAA